Ramularia collo-cygni is the source of this 1596-nucleotide messenger RNA. Its product is annotated as related to HNM1-Choline permease. The record is from RefSeq and is a predicted model, not a curated record. Gene Ontology annotation, biological process: transmembrane transport. Gene Ontology annotation, cellular component: membrane. NCBI's taxonomy places the organism in Eukaryota, Fungi, Ascomycota, Dothideomycetes, Mycosphaerellales, Mycosphaerellaceae. The transcript has 4 exons. Gene Ontology annotation, molecular function: transmembrane transporter activity. The coding region runs from base 1 to 1596 and encodes 531 amino acids.
AUGGCUUCUAGACGGCAGAGCCUCGUGGCCGACGAUGACCAUCUGGCUGCUUUGGGAAUCCAGCAGGAAUUGAAGAGGAAUUUCAGCCCUCUUUCUAUGUUGGGCCUCGCCUUUGCAAUUCUCAACUCAUGGACCGCACUAUCAACAUCGAUGAGCUUGGCUCUGCCCUCUGGUGGAUCCACUUCGGUCAUUUGGGGCCUCGUUACAGCGGGAUUCUUCAACUUAUGCAUUUCUGCAUCACUGGCAGAGUUUCUAUCGGCCUAUCCGACCGCUGGAGGCCAGUAUCAUUGGGUACAUAUCAUCGCAUGGGAUAGCUGGAAACCAAUCCUCUCGUGGGUGACUGGCUGGAUCAACUGCUUUGGAUGGAUGGCUCUAGUCGCUACAGGAGGUCUACUCGGCAGCCAGAUCAUCAUUGGCAUCAUCCACCUGUAUCAUCCCUUCUAUGAGCCACCAGCGUGGCACCAAUUCCUCAUAUACAUCGGAUACAACACCUUUGCAGCAUUGUUGAAUGCCUUUGGAAACUCGAUCUUACCUUUGGUGAACAAGACAGCAAUCAUCUGGAGUAUUUCUGGAUUCAUCAUCAUAUGUAUCACUGUGCUGUCAUGUGCCUCUCCUAAUUACAGCAGCGGAGAAUUCGUCUACCGGAAUUUCAUCAACACGACAGGAUGGCCGGACGGGAUCGCCUGGAUGCUGGGCUUGCUUCAGGGAAGUCUUGGCCUUACUGGAUACGAUGCCACCGCCCACAUGAUCGAAGAGAUUCCCAAUGCUGCGAUUGAAGGACCGAAGAUCAUGAUCUACUGUGUCUUGAUUGGACUCUUUACCGGGUUUGUCUUCUUGUCGAGUUUACUCUUCGUUGCUGGAGAUAUCACCGAGGUUAUUAAUUCGAAAGCUGGGCCAUUAAAUCAAAUCAUAUUCAACGCCACAAAUAGCAACGCCGGCACUGUUUGCCUGCUCAUAUUCCCUUUGGUCUGCCUGCUAUUUGCGACCACCUCCAUCAUGACCACUUCAUCUCGAAUGACUUAUGCAUUCGCUCGAGAUGGCGGGCUGCCAUAUUCCCRGAUAUUCUCCCGCGUCCACAAAAAGCUCGAUGUGCCUCUUGAGGCGCUCGGUCUCACCGUGGUCGUGGUAGUCAUCUUCGGACUCAUUUUCCUCGGCUCAAGCAGCGCAUUCAACGCAAUCGUCUCGGCGUCUGUGGUAUCGCUAGGUGUCUCCUACGGAAUUCCGGUCGCCAUCAACUUACUCCGUGGUCGUCGGAUGCUUCCUCCAACCCGUUCCUUUGUGCUUCCGGAAUGGCUCGGCUGGUCAGUCAACAUCCUCGGAGUUGCCUUUGUCAUUGUGACAACCGUCUUGUUCGUCUUCCCGCCAGAGCUCCCAGUGAGCGGCUCAAACAUGAACUACUGCAUUGUUGCUUUCGCUGUAGUCUUCAUCAUCUCUCUCAUCCAGUGGUUUGUGGAUGGGCAAAAGAACUACUCGGGACCAAAAGUACACUUUGAGGAUCUUCCGGUUUUGACGGCUACGCAUAGUCCCGAGGGCUUUCCGACGCGGGAGCUCGGAGAUGUAUCGAUAGAUGUCAACGGCAAUGGUAAAAGCAUAUAG